AAUUCAGAACACGCGCGCACUUGGCCAACCAGUUCGCUAGGAAACUGUACUAAAUACAAUCCCGCCUCCGCCCCUCCCGGUACAAGCCUGUUCCCGGUAGCCAAUGAACAAGCGAGAUUGAAGCAGGCGCAGUAGCUGGAAAGGACACUUCCCUCCUAUCUUCCAGAUUUCAUGAUGUUAUUUGGAAAAUUUACACAGCCAUUACAAAGCUUAAAGAAAUUUCCAUGCUUCUGUGGUAACAGAUACUUCUGGGGAUGGUUGAAUGCAGUAUUUAACAAAGUAGAUCAUGAACGAAUUAAGGCUGUUGGUCCAGAUAGGGCAGCGUCUGAAUGGCUCUUGCGUUGUGGAGCAUUGGUACAAUACCAUGGUCAAGAAAAAUGGCAAAAGGACUACAACAAUCUUCCGACUGGUCCUCUAAACAAAUACAAGAUAAAAGCAAUUGAUGCCACUGACUCUUGUAUCAUGAACACUGGAUUUGACUAUCUAGAGGGCCUAGAACAUGUGGAAAAAAUAAAGCUGUGCAAAUGUCAUUAUAUUGAAGAUGAGUGUUUGCAGAGGCUGAGUCAAUUAAAAAACUUACAGAAAAGUGUUUUAGAGAUGGAAAUCAUUUCCUGUGGGAAUGUCACCGAAAGGGGCAUUAUUGCAUUGCAUCACUUAAGAAACCUUGAGUAUUUGCUGUUACAAGACCUUCCAGGAAUAACAAACCUAGAAAAUGUUACUCAGAUCUUUCGGAAUUCAUUACCUUCUCUAAAAUUAAAAUCAGACUUACCAGAAAAAACAAACAAACAAACAAACAAAAAACAUUAAUAGUAGCUGGUACUUUAACAAUUCGUUUGAAUAGACCGAACAAAAGCAUAUGAGAACUCUUCUCUUUUGAAAAGGCUGCUUCAGAGAAGGGUAGAAUUCACAAGUUAGAUACAAGUCAUUACCAGAAAAUAUUGAUUUAUUUUAUGAAUAUUUAGUGCUGCAAAAUGGAUGCCAAGUCAGAGUCAAAGAAGCUAUUAAAUUGUUCAUAAUAUAAUUAAAAUAUGUAGUGUAGAUAUUCCUUAAUUUGCAUUUCAAUCAUUUGAAUUUUAUUAUAACAACUUCCUAUUAAAUUUUAUGUAAAUCCCACAUUUAAAGGAUUUUGAAUUGUUGCUAUAAAUUUCUCCAAACUAAGUGGGAAGGUAAGGUAAUUGAAAAAUGUACAAUCUGCUGUUUUGCUUUGCAUGCAUUUUAUUAUACCUAUUAAUUUAUUGUAAACUCAGGAUUUUCUUUAAGAAAUAUGUACCUAAAUAGCCAAAAAUUCAAAUAUCUUGAAAUAAAAAGUUAACUGUCAUGAAAUUAAAGAAUAUAAGAGCAACAUUCUAUUAAGGUUUCUAGAUUUAUAGAAUUACACUUAUGUAGAGGAAAUUUUAAUAUGUAGGUUUGAAAUCUUAUUUUUUUCUCCUUGUUUUUUCCCACUCUUCCUCUUUGAUUGAAAUUACUAAAAGAAGAAUUAAGCCCAAACAAUUCAAUGGAUCUAGAAAACAUGAGUGAAGAAUGAUUAUAACAUUAUGAAAAUGUUUUUUAAAUAAUUAAUUGACCUCAGUGUUUAGUUGUAGUUUGCUUAGAGUGUCUAAUUCUGGAUUUAGUUAUAAUGUAAGUUUUGUGUAGUACCUUUUUUUUUUUUUUUUUUUUUUUUUUUUUUUUUUUGCAUCACAAUAUGUAUGGGGCCCUUUAAAACUAUAAACUUUUAUCUUACUAUGAUUCAAGAGAGAAACUGGGGAAAUUUAUGAACUUCAUCUCUAUGUUCUAAUAAUGUAAACAAAAUUUUUUUGCUUUAAAUUUUAUCUAGUUCAUGUCAAAACAGUCUUAUCAACUGAUAAUUAUUUUUAGAAAAAAAUUUAAUAGCUUUUUUCCCCCAAUACAUGCAAAGAUAGUUUUCAUCUUUCACUUUUGCAAAAUCUUCCACAGAUAUUCAUUAAGCACAUGCUGGGUAUAUGAAGACAAAUAAAGAGUCCCUGUCCUCAAGAAACUUACACUCUUAAGCAAAUAGUUAGGUGGUUCAGUGGAGAGAAUGCACCUAGAAUCAGGAAGAUCUGGGUUCGGAUUCAGACUUACUCUUUCUAUAAUCUAAUCAUUUAACCUCUAUCUACCUCAAUUUCCUCAUCUUAGAAAUGGGCAUAAUAAUUUCUACCUCAUAAUAAGUUGAGAUAGCAUUUGUUUUUUGUUUUGUUUUGUUUUAAUAACUUUUUAUUGACAGAACCCAUGCCAGGGUAAUUUUUUACAGCAUUAUCCCUUGCACUCACUUCUAUUCCGAUUUUUCCCCUCCCUCCCUCCACCCACUCCCCCAGAUGGCAAGCAGUCCUUUACAUGUUAAAUAGGUUACAAUAUAUCCUAGAUACAAUAUAUGUGUGCUGCACAGGGAGAAUUGGAUUCAGAAGGUAUAAAUAACCGGGGAAGAAAAACAAAAAUGCAAGCAGUUUAUAUUCAUUUCCCAGUGUCCUUUUUUUGGGUGUAGCUGCUUCUGUCCAUCCUUGAUCAAUUGAAACUGAAUUAGCUCUCUUUAUCAAAGAGAUCUACUUCCAUUAGAAUACAUCCUCAAACAGUAUUGUUGUUGAGGUAUAUAAUGAUCUCCUGGUUCUGCUCAUUUCACUUAGCAUCAGUUCAUGUAAAUCUCGCCAGUCCUCUCUGUAUUUGUCCUGGUGGUCAUUCCUUACAGAACAAUAAUAUUCCAUAACAUUCAUAUACCACAAUUUACUCAACCAUUCUCCAAUUGAUGGGCAUCCAUUCAUUUUCCAGCUUCUAGCUACUACAAACAGGGCUGCCACAAACAUUUUGGCACAUAUAGGUCCCUUUCCCUUCUUUAGUAGUUGAGAUAGCAUUUGAAAAGAACUUUGCAAAUCUUAAAGUACUAUGUAAAUAUUAUCUAUAGCUAUGUUAUAAAUACAUAUAACCAAUCGGUGUUUAUCUGAGGUAAAGUUUGAUUGAGCUAUUUGUCUUUGGCAGCCUACUUCAGGGACUACACAUUUAAAUCAUGUGGAAAACAUCACAUGCAUAUCCAUAUAUAUAAACAAUAAGAUGAAAAUAACUAACAUAAGUAUGUCUAAAAAAUAACCAUUCAAAAGCAGUAAAUGGCAAAAGUAAGCACAGACUAAAGUAACUAUAUGCAUAAUAAAGUAAAUUUUAAAAAUAAGAACUUAAAAGUGUAGCAAUGUACAUAUUCAGUAAUGAACAUGCGAUUCUAUGCAAAGCACAUAUUCAAUGAAUCAAUAUUAGCAUUGUCAUUUGGAUUCCUAUGUAACGAUUUCCCUUGAGAUAGUAUCUUACUGAUCACUGGUCAAAUACUAGUCUGCACCUUGCUGCCUUGUUUGCUUCAAUAUCUGAGUUAGCUGGAAUAAUUGAUUAGCUAAUCAUAAUCAUCAAAAUUUAUAUGUACCUGUCUAACUAAUCCUAGAAAGCCCAGGCUGGCUCGCAGUGAUGUUAAACUUUAUGGAAUGGGUCUGGACUCCAAGAAUCUCUUGUCAGAAUAUUAGGUAUAACAUGUUUUAACAUAACUGGGUUAUUUGCUGUCUUGGGGAAAGAAGGGAGAAAAAUUUGAAACAAAAGGUUUUGCAACAGUGAAUGUUGAAAACUAUCUUUGCAUAUAUUUUGAAAAUAAAAGCUAUUUAAAAUAUUAGGCAUAAAAGAUACUGCUUUUUAUCUUCCAUUCUCAUCUAUUUAAUGAAAUAUCUGUUUUUGAGCCAUUGUCUGGAUCAGAUACUCUGAUGACUAGCAUGGGGUUUCUUUUGCUUAGUGUUCACUGUUUGAUUUCAAUCACUGUUGAUAUAACCAAAUAUAUAAAAAAUAAAAUUAAUGGGACAGAAUCUCUUGAGUUAUUUUGUAAAUAGGCAAGUUAAUCUCUCUACAAUUAGGCUUGAAUAGGUUUCCAUUGAUCUACUAACUGGUGUAUCUCUAUAAACAUGAAGAUUUUUGAGUAAAACUCACCUUGUUGAAGGUCUCUUAAUUGCCAAAUCCAAUGUUUUUUUCUUCAAUUUUUAUUUUUGAACUCCUUGCAGUCUUUGACACUGUUCACAUCUUUCUCCUUUAUUACUGUUUUUUCUCUAGGUUUUCAAAUUAUAUACAGGAAAAAAAUGGAAAUAAUUAAGAGGGGGAGAACAUUAGUAUUUAGGGGGAUUUGAAGGAAGCCAGGGAAGCCAAGAGGCAGAGAUGAAGAGGGAAAGAAUUCCAAGCAUUGGGAAUAGCCAGUGAAAAUACAUGGAAGGGGGGAGAUGGCAAGUCUUUUUCAAGGAUCAGCAAUGAGGCCAAUGUGAUUGAAUCACACACUAAGUGGAAGGGGAGUAAAUAAAAUAUGAGAAGACUGGAAAAGGCAGAGAAGAUCAUGUACAAAGAGCUUUGAAUAUCAUUCAUUAGCAAGUUUGCAUAUGAUAGAAGGGGCAAUCUGCUGCAGAAGAUAGAUUGCAAAGGGGAUGCACCACUUUAUGUGAGACAGAAUUGAAUGAGGACAUAGUAGCAAAAAGCAUCAGGGUGUUAUAAAGAAUGUGCUCUUUACAAAUGGCCUCAAUUUUUUCAGCAAACUAUGAGGCAAGGUUCUCAACUGAAAGGAAGUUUGAAGAGAAAUGAAAAGGUUUGUUAAAACUACUGUGAUGAGUGGGCUGAGUUUGUUUGGGAGUAAGGAACUAUGUAAAAGGAUUACCUUGCUAUAGUGAUGGCUCACUUGAAGUUAUGUAACAUAAAUUUAUAGUGCAGCCAGUAGAGUUUUCUGAUAUUUUCCAACUUUAUUUAGCAGUAUGUAAGAAUGAAGAUAGAGGAUGGUGGGGGGUAUCUAAAGCUAAGACUUGGCAAGAUGAGUUCAGAAAUCUAAGGAGGCAAGAGAUUUAAGGAGGGGUGGAGGGGAUAAGAUGUCAUAGUAAAGGGCAAAGAACAGUGUAUGUAUUACAAAGCUUCAGGGAAAAUGGAAUGGCAUGAAGAAGGAUGUGUUGUAUUUGUGGGUGAUAGCAAGAUCAAGAGUCAAUGUUUAUAAACAUUAAGCAUCUUCUAUGUGCCAGGCACCUCAAUAAGCACAGAAAAAAACAAAACCUGCUCUCAAGAAGCUUACAGUCUAAUGGAGGAAGAGACACAAAAGGGAGGAGUAAAUAGCAUGAGAGUGUGCCUUACCUAAGGGUACAAUGAAACUAAGAAAAGCAACUGACAGAAAAUGAAGUUAGCUUGAAAGUUCUGAUCCUAGCUAUAGAACCUUUUCUAAAGGAUAUAAUCUUUGUUUAUGCCCAAUAGGGAAUAUAAAGGAGUAAACUAUAUAAAAUAAGUUGAGGAAUUAGGAGGUAAGUGUUUGAGGGAGCAUCAAUGUGCAUAUUCAAGUCCCCUAGUUUAAGGGUAGGAGUUGGGGAGCAAAGAGAAAUUGAGUCAGGAAAGUCAGGAGACAAUAGCUACUAUAAUAUUGAUUGCAUUGUAUAUAUGGGAAAUCAAUUUAAGCAAAUAUAUAGUGUCUAAUAUAUGGCAGGCACUAUACUAAGUGAUUUUUAUAUUAUCCCAUCUGAUCUUACAAAAACUCUAGGAUAUAGGUGCUAUUAUCGUUAUCUGAUAAUUGAGGAAACUGAGGCAAACAGGAGUGAUUUGUUUAGUGUUACAUAGCCAGAAAAUGCCUGAGUUCAGGUUUGAACUCAGUCUUUUCUGACUUCAGACUCCAUGCUAUGUGAUUCAGAAAUGGUGAGGGGUCACCAUUUUAAUUAAAAAAAGCUGGGGAGAUCUCUAGAAGCAAAGCAAAGUUUAUUAUACAUUCUCCCAUCCAUCAAGCAGACAAUCAAAGGGAAGAAGCCCCGUAGGGGGCAGGUCAACACUUUUAAUCCCUAAUGCAAAUACUCCCUCCCACCACUGACCCUCAUUCCUUAUUGGCUGAGGAUCUUACCCAAGAUCCUCAGGAACUACCCAAGAAAUUGAACUUGACCAAUAAGUACAUAGUUGCCCAUAUUUGACUGAAAUAGAUGCUGAUGUCAUGGGAGGAUAGCAGGGACUUAAGUAUGCCUUCGACUCAAUACUUAAAGUCCUUCAGGACUAUUCAGACUCUGAAGUAGAUGAAGCCUUACUCAAUUUUCACAGCUGUCUUGAAAGAUCUCACCUUAUUUUGUUCAGUCCCCCUCUUAUUUGUCUUUUUAAAUUCUUGUAACAAAACUUCACACUCCCUAUCGAAUUCCUCAUCCCCUUCUGGCUCCUGUUGGUCCUCUUGGACCACCAGCUCACAGCCUUGUCCUUUUAACACCAUCAAUCUAACAGACCCUUCAGCUUUCUCUUCCAAUCUAAUCAUUCUAGAUAAUGAGUUUUGGACUAUUCUGGUUAUCAAUCAGAUCAAACAAGGUACACUACUGAGAGCUAUAAGGCCAAACCAAAGGAGCUGCUUCUACCAGCUUUCCCCAAGCCAGGACCACCAGGAAGUAUUGAACAGUGAGGUCCAGGUCUGUACAGGAACAUGAGCAAGUUUCCUAAUGUUCUUAGUGACUUCUUUUACUAAAUUUCCAUUGUCAUCAAUCUUUAUACAACAAAUAUACAAAUUUAGUUUCUCACGAACUCCCCCUUACUCAGCCAACAAAUAAUAAAGCACAAGGCUGCUGUAAAACAAUCUCUGGUUUGAGUAGCUUGGUCAGCCAAAAGACCUAGCGCCUCAGCCAUCUGAUUGGUGAUAAUCUCUACAACUGCUUGAAGCUUAAUUAUUCUGUUCAACAUAUAUAUAUUGAAGUUCUAUAUCCCCAACUUCCAUCUUGAGCCCAAGUGGCUGGCCCAUACUAUUUAACUAUUCUUUCUGGAGGCCAGCCAUCACCCCAACCAUUUGCAUCUCCAGUCUAAGUAAUGGACGUAUCUAAACCCCAUUUCCCUUUUCCCAAAUCAUCCUUCAACUGAAUCCCUAAAUACUGGUUUGCCUUUUGAGGAAGAAAGAAAAAUGUUGGCCUUAUUAGUCCAAUAUAGCAAAUCCCUGUUCAAUUAAGAGGUAGGUGAGUAUAAGCAGUUAAGCCACAGAUCCAAUAAUGACCUUUUAGAGCAGGUUGUUCCCUCAAAAAUAGGUCUGAACUAUUCCUUGUAAAAGGGUAAAAUUGCUAGUCUCUCGUCCCUAGGAGACCUCCUCCUACAAAGGUGACAUACUGACAUUUCCAUAAACCUUUCAUUUUCCUCCAACUACAAUUGGCAACUGGCCAUUGACCUAUUAAGUUAGAGGUAUUCCAAAAUGUGGGAAACAGAGUCCCAUGUUUCCCAGGUGUCCCUGGGGUAACAUUGUACCAACCCCAUUGAUGUCUAGACAGGUAAAAACUUUUAGUUUUCCAAAUCCUUGCAGCCUCCCUCGUAUCUCUUAAAGACAGAGACAGACAAAAGAAAGCCUUUUGUCAAUCCGCAGCAAUUCUUAAAGAAUUGUGCCAGAGCUUAGAGCUUCAAUGACGACUGCAGUCGUCCACUACAAGAUAAGGAAAAAAAAGUCUUUUACCUUCUCCAGAGUUAAGUCCACUCACAUACACCAUUUCCCAGCUUCAAACUUUGCCCUAUCUGAUUUAAGCAGUAUUUCUCUUUCCCAUCUUCUGUCAAUGGCCACUGAUGUUUCUCUUCUAAGUUCCAGAAAUAAGUCCCAUUAUAAAUUUGGGAUCAGUUACUAAGGAUCCAGGCUGGGCUUAAGGGGAUAGGUACCCAUGAUCAUUGGCUCAAUUGUUGGGAUCCACCACAGAUCCAACAAUUUGAUAAGUUAAAAAUUUGUCCUAUAUUCUGCAUGAGCAGGAGGAACUGGUUCUCAUCUCUGGAAGGUAAAGGUCUGGUUUCUAUGGCUAUCAUGAGGAAAAAGGUAAACCCAAAGCUCAAGGAAAGCCCCAUGAGGGUUUCCCAAAGUAAUUAAUGUAAGAAAAUAAAAGUCAUACAACUACAAUGCACUGGAUUCAGAAUUUGUGUUCCCAUUCAGUGGAGGUCCCCUCCUCAAAUGUAAUUUGAGGUCUCCCCAUCUUCAACUGUCCACUCAGAUAAAGGUGGCACCACAGGUUCUUUUGUUCUGGUGUGGUGUGUCCAGCCUCGGUCCUAGGCAUGAACAGCAGUGUCCAAGAGGUCAGUAUCACUUGGUAGGGUCUGUCCCAGCACAGAGUCAGCUUCUCAUCCUUCCAGGAAUGGAUCAACACCCAAUCUCCAACCUGAAUUCUAUGAACAGGGAAACCUAUUAACCCUUUUUGUUGAAGUCCUUGUAAAUGUCUUAGCAAUGAUUUAACAUCUCUUAAGAAAUAAAUCCUUUGUCUCUAAGAUAGGGUCCCAUUUCCCAUAGGACAAGCCUGGAGAGGAUGACCAUACAAUAAUUCAUAAGGUGAAAGCCCUAUAUCUCUAUGUGGCUUGGUUCUGAUUCUGACCACAGCAAGAGGGAGACAUUUAGUCCAAGAUAGUUGGGUCUCUAAAGAUAAUUUAGUCAGUUUUAUUUCUUGAUUCAUCCUUUCUAUUUUCCCAGAAGAGGGAGGAUGCCAAGGGUUGUGGAGAUCCCAAGUGACUUCUAAGGCCCCAAUCAGAUUCUGCAAUACUUGGACAGAAAAAUGUGUUCCUGAAUCCGAGUCUAUCCUCUCCACUAUUCCAUAUGUGGGAAUAAUUUGUUCUAAUAAGACCUUACUGUUGAGGCAGUUGCUCGGCCUGAGGGGAAUACCUCCACCCAUGAGGUCAGAUGGUCCACUAUGACCAGCAAGUAUUUGAGGCGACCCAUUGGUGGCAGCUCAGUGAAGUCCACCUAGAUGCUUUAGAAUGGUCCGAUUCCCAGAGCUCGUCCCCCUUUUGGGAUCUGGUGUUAGUCCUUUGACAAACGAGAUAGCAGUCCACCAGUUGUCGGGCCAUAGUAUAUAGGCCAGGGGAAACAUACCUUGUCAGCACAGCAUCAUACAGGUUUUGGACAUCCCAGUGACUGCCCUGGUGCCGUUGCUAAAAGGACCUGACUCAUACUUGCUUUGCCAUCUCUGCCAUAAGGUAAGAGCCAUUGUCCUUCCGAGUUCCCAACUGCUCUGAGAGUCGAGGCCUUCUCUUUUUCCUUCUGGGUAAAACUGGGAGAGGGUAGACUAGGGGGAAGUACAGAUAUCAAGGCCAUUAUAUGAGAAAUCUCCUGGUCUCCAGCUUCCUUGGCCUUCUCAUCUGCUAAUCUAUUUCCCCUUGCCUCAAAAGAAUUUCCCAUCUAUCACUCUAGAACCACCUAUAAAUCUAUUUACUCCCCCCAGGCAUUGGGGAUCCUCUUACUUUUGUUUGAAAAUCAAUUAACUCUUGUACAAAGCCAUCCUUUGGCUAUCGGAUCUAAUACUUUAGAAAGGAAAGCCACUAGUCAGGAGCAAAGGAUCAGCAAAGCAACAUGGGCAACUGAUCCUAUAAGCCUCCUUCCUUCAUCUGGAGUGAAUUUCCCUUCAUUUCAUAUUUAAUGGGGAAUUGUUUGGGUGUCAAAAGUUCUCUUUCCAUAUAGUACCCCAUGAUCAUGCAAAACAUGAAAAAUGCAUCUGAAGACAAUAUAGAUCUUUGAUAAGUAAGUCAGGGGCCUAGGAUUGGGGUUCCAGAGAUAGCCCUGCCUUCCAUCAACAUACAGUGUAAAAGGCUGUAGGCCUAAACCUUAGCCUAAUCAGGGUGUGAUGAGAUCCCCAGCUUUUUUUCAAAGAACAAAAAGCAAAGUAGGAAUGGCCCCAAGUACUUGGGCAAAGUAAGCCUUUAGAUAAAGAAACUCUAGCCCCAAGAAGUAAAAAGGUUAAAAGAUUAAUAGCUGCAGCCAAAGUCUGGGCCACAAAUUUAAAUAUCUAUUUAAGGCAGUUUUACUUCAGGUAACUGUCCUUAAAUUUUAACCAUUCCACCUUAUGACCUAUGCAGUCAUAGUGAAUUCAAAACUCCCAGUAAAUAUUAGCUGCAGUCCCAAAAGAUUUUAUCUCCUACAGCUAAAACGCAGGAAAUUAGUUUGGUAUCCUGGAGAAGAAUUCUUGCCCAAAUUUUGAUUUUUUAGAAUGGAGUAGACUAGGAACCUAAAAGAGAGUCACAUCUCAAUCCUAAUAUCACCUAACAGUUUAGUUAGAAGGUAGAAUUUUGGCAAGAAUUAGAUAAAAACCAGUUGAGAACAAGAACAGUUUUCAGGAUUUUGGUUUUAUGAGAAAGAAGAAAAGAGGUUAAAUUUACUUUAUUUGUAAUUCUGUCUAGGGUUGAUUUUGACCAUUGUUAUCUAGAAUUAUCUAGUCUAGGUUGCUGCUGUAUUAGCCUUGUUUCAAGUAAUAGUUGGGGCAACAAAAUUCAUUUGGAAGAAAAAAAUCUGAUAUAAUCCUUUGGUAUUUAUUAUACAGAUUGUAUAUCAAAUUUUGUUUUUUGCUUUGUGAUACAAAUACUCAAAACAAUAUUAAAGUGCCAUCCUUUGACUACUUAGGGAAUACAUAGACUCAGCUUUUGGUAAUUUAUUGUUUUUUAAAAAGCUACAAAUAUAGCCUAACAUAAAAAAAAAUUACAUAGAUGAUUAUUACUAUUUAAAAUCUUUGUUUUGUUUGAGGGUAGAGGCAGAAUGGUUCCUUUACAGUUUUUUUUAAAGUGUUAUAGCUAUCUUUUACUUAAUUUAUUUUCCAUUAUAUAACAAUUGCCUUCUCUACUCAGAGAUUGAACUUUGUUAUGAAACAAAAAAUAAGAGUUCAAAAAAAAGUAAAUAUCUAGUAUAAGUACUUUUAGCUAUUAGAGCAUGUGGUUUUAUAUAACAAUUGGCAUUUGAUACCACAACUAUAACUAGUCAUAACUAUUAGUUUUUCUUUCAUUUCUGCAUUUUUGAGGUUAAGAGCUGCCAUUCUCUUUUUCAGAGACUUAAUAUUUUUUAAAUGAUUUGCUAUAGUUAUUAGCUUUGGUUUUUUGAUAUUGGUAAUUUUAAUUUGGUAAUUUUCUGUCCUUUAGUUAAUUAUUUAUUUAUUUUUGUUGCUCCUCUAAAACAUUGUGUGUGUGGGUUGCUCCUGUUUCAUGAUUAUUUUUGGGGGGGAGGGAAGAGAGGAUUUUAUUCAUAAUUUACCACAGUACUUACACUGCUUUGCACAUUGUACAGCAGUUAAAUAUUCAUUUUUUCAUUUUCAUAGCUAUUGGUGCAGAAUUUUUCUUUCUAAAUGGGGUCUUAAAAUUGUAUUCUUUUUCUGCAUUGUAUUUGUUAAUUUUUAGUACCUCUUUGUGAUUGUAUUUUCUAAGAAUCACAAUAAAGAGUUCAUCCUAGAAA
Molecule: messenger RNA, 11158 nt
Organism: Antechinus flavipes (yellow-footed antechinus)
Lineage: Eukaryota; Metazoa; Chordata; Mammalia; Dasyuromorphia; Dasyuridae
Gene: DMAC2L
Product: distal membrane arm assembly component 2 like
Exons: 5
Coding region: 172-807 (211 amino acids)
Source: RefSeq, a predicted model, not a curated record